GUUUCGAUCUUAGUGCAGAGGAAGAGCCUGGAAGUUGCUGAUCGUUGCUCUUGCUCUGAAGACAUGGUUGCCGUUGGACCGAUGCGGGCAGCUAUUAUGCUAUCUCUACUGGUGGCUAUCCCGGCCUCUGCCACCACCUCCGGAGACGAAAAUAAGAUCCCGACGUUCGUCCGUUCUUCCCCAGAAGCCUCUCCUGUGAAUUCCCUCGAAGGAGCCUACGCCUUAGACAAACGCAACCUAUCCUUCAGGUCUUGCACGGGCGUCUACGACCGCGAACUCCUUGUAAGGCUCGACCGCGUGUGCGAAGACUGCUAUAACGUGUACCGCGACGUCGGAGUGGCAGCAGAAUGCAGGAGUAACUGUUUCCACAACGAGGUGUUCCUGUACUGCGUGGACUACAUGUUCCGGCCUCGCCAAAGGAACCAGUACCGGGCCGCCCUGCAGAGGCUCGGCAAGUAGGUGGAGCCUCUUCAGCCAGACCUCGCCAUGCGACUCCCCAGAUGACCAGACUCCAGACUCCUCUUUGGUUGCUUUUGUGUCCUGAGUUGAAAGGUGAAAUAAUGAUGGCAGGGAAGCGUUUUGUAGCCUGUACUAUUUGCCCCCAAAUCAAAUAAAAGCAUAAAAGAAA
Molecule: messenger RNA, 628 nt
Organism: Penaeus monodon (black tiger shrimp)
Lineage: Eukaryota; Metazoa; Arthropoda; Malacostraca; Decapoda; Penaeidae
Product: crustacean hyperglycemic hormones-like
Exons: 2
Coding region: 64-459 (131 amino acids)
Biological process (GO): circadian rhythm
Cellular component (GO): extracellular region
Molecular function (GO): neuropeptide hormone activity
Source: RefSeq, a predicted model, not a curated record